Clunio marinus is the source of this 471-nucleotide messenger RNA. The record is from the annotation of a GenBank genome assembly. NCBI's taxonomy places the organism in Eukaryota, Metazoa, Arthropoda, Insecta, Diptera, Chironomidae.
AUGGGUUUGCUAAUUUAUUUAGCAGCUAUUGCACUUUAUCUAUUUUACAAAUGGGCAACAUCCACCUACGAUUACUUUGAAAAACAAGGAAUUUCGUUUAAAAAGCCAACAUUCUUAAUCGGAACAAAUGGAAAUAUUUUCUCGAGACGUAAGAAUUUCAUGCAACUUAUUGACGAAUGGUAUUAUGAAUUUCAAAACGAAAAACAUUUUUGUUCAACUUUUCCAUUAAAGUUUAAUGCUUUAAACGUGUGUAGAGUUUCUGGACUUUUCGAAUUUCGACUUCCAGUACUCUUUUUAAGAGAUCCAAAAAUAGUUAAACAAAUGGCAGUUAAAGAUUUUGAUUAUUUUAUGGAUCAUCGCGGCUUUGAAGCUAAUUCGAAGACUCAAAUCCCGUUGGAGUUCGACAAUGUUCCAUUCAAUGUUAAAACCAAAAUAGGCAUUUGGCUUUCAUUAAAACCACGAAAUAAUUGA